UAGUCGAGAGGUAAGAGAAAAUAUUGUCUUUUAGAAUUUUUUAUUUUAAACAUUUUGCAAAAUUGAUUCAUUAGUGUCGAACUACAGCAAAACCAGUAGGAGUAUUUAAAUGUGGUACAAUUACUGCUCUUAAAACAUAAAGCUGAGCUCGUGGCUCACAAAAUCAAUUUGAUUGCUUAGUGUUUGGAGAGGUGACGGAGGAAGGAAAUUUUACAAUAAACAUUGCAUAAAAUAAUAUCAAAAUUAGAUAAAAUUACUUAUGUAAGGCAGUAAACAGCCAUGGAUGGCUCUGUUCCUGAAUUUUUUAUUGUCAUAUAGAGAGGCUGGCUGUGACUCCAGGGCAUCAGCAUCUUACCCUGUUGAGCUAAAAGGAACUCUCUCCAUUUAGCUGAGCAAAGGUGGCUUCUGAUUUUAAUGGCAACUAAAUGGAUAAUAUAUUACACAGUGGCACUAUUACUCUAUCUCUGCAUCUUAGAUUUACGAGCCCUCACUACACUCUACCCUCCCGGGAGUUAUCCCAGAAAAGACACCAAAUGUUUCGAAAGACAUGUUUGUGACCCAUCUGUCUAUGUUAGGGUGUAAAAUAAAGGGGGUUCAGUGCCCCGAGUGAUUUCUUGCUGGUUACGGAGCAUUAGCUUAGGUUAGUAGAAACCCUGACCAAAGAGCUAGUCAUUCACAAAGCAAGCUGUCACACAUACUGGAGAAAAUGUGUCGUUUAGAGGAUGGGAAACUACACUUAAACCUGAAGCUUGAACUUGAGCCUGAACCCCACAUUCAUGAACUGGACUAACCAGCCUACUGAAAUGAAGAUAUCAAACAAGUUGAAAUUAAUCAUUCUUUUUUUAACAGACUCCAUAUUACUUAUUUCCUGCAGUGGAAAUGAUUUUUAUUUUGUACCAACUCCUAUGACAUGGAAUGCAGCUCAGAGCUUCUGUAGAAUCAGUAUCAACUCGGAUCUGGUAACUGUUACAAGUGAAGACAUGCAUCAGCAGCUGGUACAAAUUUCAAGAAAUUAUAGUUAUUAUAAUUAUUUUUGGGUAGGGCUCUAUAAUGACAGAAACAACUGGAAAUGGUCCAAUGGAGACAACAUAAAUUAUUCUAAUUGGAAAAGGAACUUGUUUUGUGCUUACAUCAAGGCAGAUGGAUCCUGGAUGGAUACUGUCUGUGAGUUUAGGAAGACUUUUAUUUGCUACAAAGAAACUAAUAACAUCAGUGGGAGAUAUUUCUGGAUAAAUGAGAGUAUGACAUGGAGCAGUGCUCAGAACUACUGUCGAGUAAACUACACAGACCUGGUCAGCAUAAGAAAUGAGAGUGAAAAUGAAAAGAUAAUGAAGGAAGCACAAGGUAGUCCCUUCUGGAUUGGCCUGUUCAAUGAUGGCUGGACAUGGUCUGAUGGAGGGAAUUCAGCAUUUCGAAACUGGGAUUUAAAUUGGCAUUUGAAUACUGAAGACUGGACAAGUGAAUUAUGCGGAAUGAUUAGAGUUAAUGGAGGCUGGAAUGUCUAUCAGUGCAACUAUAGAUCAUUCUUCUUCUGCAGUAACAGAGUCUGUGGACCAUCGUCUUGCACUAUAACAUAUAUUUUUGUAUCAGUUGCAUUGUCCUGGUAUGAUGCUCAGAAGUACUGUAGAUCAAAUUACACUGACCUGGUAACUGUUGAUAACCAAGCAGUCAAUAACCAGGUGAUUCAAGUCAAUGCGAAUAAUGGAUGGAUUGGGCUCAGACAUGGAAACGAUACUUGGCAGUGGUCCAAUGGAGACAAAAUAACCUACACGAAAUGGAGACCAUCCCGUUACUGUGCUCAGGUUCAAUCAGAUGGCUCCUGGAGAGAUUCAAGUUGUAGUGAGCAGAUCUCUUUCAUGUGCUACAAUGUGGCCUAUGAUGGACGAGCCCCCAGUGCUUUUCUGGAGGUUUUGGCCUCUGGAUUGUCCACUACAUGUCUGCUUCAUCCCUUCUUAAAGGACCUGAGGAGACAAAAUGGUCCUCUGCAGUGA
Polypterus senegalus (gray bichir) is the source of this 1991-nucleotide messenger RNA. Its product is annotated as secretory phospholipase A2 receptor-like. The record is from RefSeq and is a predicted model, not a curated record. The transcript is spliced from 6 exons. The coding region runs from base 777 to 1991 and encodes 404 amino acids. Lineage: Eukaryota; Metazoa; Chordata; Cladistia; Polypteriformes; Polypteridae.